Molecule: messenger RNA, 5241 nt
Organism: Ixodes scapularis (black-legged tick)
Lineage: Eukaryota; Metazoa; Arthropoda; Arachnida; Ixodida; Ixodidae
Product: protein prickle
Exons: 5
Coding region: 526-2877 (783 amino acids)
Source: RefSeq, a predicted model, not a curated record
GUAUGCCGGAACUGCAAGUGUCCCCGCGAGGAGCACCAGGACGGACCCCUGGCGGCCAACCAGGCGGAAGUGGACCGGCUGCUGCAGAAGGCCACGCCGCCGCCCUUCCCGUCCCAGCACCCGAACCACACGGGCGGGAACAGCGGCAACGAGGCCGCCCAGCGGCAGUCCCACUCGGACGACGACAGCGGCUGCGCGCUCGAGGAGUACACCUGGGUACCUCCGGGUCUCAAGCCCGAACAGGUGCACCUGUACUUCUCGGCGCUGGGCGAGGACAAGGUGCCGUACGUGAACAGCGUGGGCGAGAAGUACCGCAUUCGGCAGCUGCUGCACCAGCUGCCGCCCCACGACUCCGAGGUGCGCUACUGCAACGGGCUCUGCGAGGAAGAACGCCGCGAACUGCGCCUCUUCUCGGGGCAGCGAAAGCGCGAGGCUCUCGGCAGGGGAUCCGUCCGGCAGCUACCCGUCAACCUCGCCCUGCCCGUCCUCUGCCAGAACUGCGAGGAGCCCCUGUCCGGCGGCGACAUGUGCGUCCUGGCGUCCCGGGCGGGCCCCGACUGCGGCUGGCAUCCUGGCUGCUUCACGUGCUCCACCUGCGGGGAGCUCCUCGUCGACCUCAUCUACUUCUACCGCGACGGAAAGCUCUACUGCGGGAGACACCACGCCGAAAGCCUCAAGCCCAGAUGCGCCGCCUGUGACGAGAUAAUCUUCGCCGACGAGUGCACGGAGGCCGAGGGCCAGGCGUGGCACAUGCGGCACUUCUGCUGCUUCGAGUGCGACCGCCAGCUGGGCGGCCAGCGCUACAUCAUGAGGGACGGGCGGCCGUACUGCCUGCACUGCUUCGACGCCAUGUUCGCCGAGUACUGCGACACGUGCGGCGAGCCCGUGGGCGUGGACCAGGGUCAGAUGUCGCACGAGGGCCAGCACUGGCACGCCACCGAGGCCUGCUUUCGCUGCUCGGCCUGCCAGACGUCGCUCCUGGGGAGGCCCUUCCUGCCCCGCAAAGGGCUCAUCUACUGCUCCCUCCAGUGCAGCAAAGGAGACUCCAAGUCCCCCUCGCACCGGACCGCAUCUCCCGCAUUAAGCAAGGCCCUGCUCCCCACCACCACAACGACUACCGCAUCCAACUCCCCAAGCAAACAGUGCUCCGUUCGGCAAAGUCCACUGCUGAUUCGAAAGCAGCCUCUUCCCCCGCCCGACGACGUUGAUCGACCGCCGCCACCGUUACCCUCGACAGCACCACCCUGCGAAGACGACCCCUCGUUCCCUGUCGAGUCCGCUCAUCAACGGUCCUUCGACUCGGCGUCGUCACACGGCAACUCGGACACCACAGCGACCGUUUGCUCUGAUUCGCCGCGUUCGGGCGUACGGUCCGAAACCCCGGACUCCCAGGCAUCUCGACAGAGCUCGUUCACGCCACCGAAGGCAAGAGCAGCAUCGCCUGCAGGAAGUGUGCAAGGGAGCUCGCAUGGGAGUGCGUACGGGAUACCGCCGGCGGCAGGGAUUCUCAAGAAGUCCGCCAGUUUGGCAUCGGAAUCGCCGCAGCUACGAACGAAGCUCUUCCCGACCUCGCCGAGUCUCACACCGGCGAGGCAAAACAUAGGUUUGCUCUCCAAUUCUCCCAGCGGUGUGAGGAGAACGAUAUCGACGGUUUCGCCGCUGCAGGGCUCCGCCAGUCAGCAGUACGGUCUGGGUAUUCCUACGACGCCGCCCAAGCAGUUGUUGUCUCCGAACCUCGGCCGAAAUUUCUCUCCGCCUUCGCCGACUGUUGGAUCCUCCAUCUACGGCGCUCGGCAGAAGACCAUUUUUUCUCAGCCAUCCGAAAGCCCGAGGGUGCGACCGAGGCUUCAGGGGACGGCGUCCCUAUCCGGGUCCCACGUAAGCCUCUCUCAAAGUCCCUGUGGGCGGUAUCCAUCCGGGAUAAGUCCCAUGCCGCCGAUGCCGUCACCAACGCAGAUGGUUCGCGGCAUCCUCAGCCAAGGCGAGAGCUUGCACGGACGUCGAAGCGACAGCCCUGAUCGCCAGCUCGCGUGCCGUCCUCAGGGAAAUGUCUCUACGACAUCGGCCAGUGGCGACGCCGUCUUGUCGACCCCAACCUGCGGUCGACGACGCGAGCCACUCAACGUGUCCGACCUGCGCUUGGGGGCUCUCCUGGCCAGUUCCGAGGUCUUCGUAGAAGUCGUAGAAGAAAUCCAGAACGGUCCUUUUAGUCGAACGAGUAGCCACCGCCUCUCGGGAUCGCACUUCUCGAUGCCGGACCUGUCCCUCAGCCACACACACAUCCAGCAGUCGUCCUCUUGCAGCGGACAAGAGAACACCUGCGGGCUGCCGCACUCACCCUUGACGAGCAGCACUCCUAUCGCGCAACCGGGACCAGCCAAGAUGUUGUCCGUUCACUUCGACCCGAGCCUGGGCCAGGCUGAGAGCGACGGAGACUCCAGGCGGAUGCAGCGGGCGCGACGAUCUCGGCGGCAUCGUAACGACGACUCCAGUUCCAGUGACGGCUACGAGGACCCAACGCCGUCCUCGUCGAGGAUCACCGUGCACUCUCAGCCCAAGUCUCACAGGACGAGAAGGAGCAAAGACGGAGGAGCUGCUCGAGGGUCAUCGGACAGCGGUGCCACGUCCAGGCCGGAGCGGCCCCACUGCAGCCGGAACUCACGGCCCGUGGUUGAGGCCCCGCUGGAAGACGACGAUUGCAGCACGUGUUCUAGUUCGAGUUCGGACGACUUCCCGUACGAGUUGCCCCAGCGACGAGCCUACGGUGGUGUGAGAAUAUCGUACGUUAGCAGCGAUGCCCUCGCUGUGGCCAAGCAGCGUACACGGACUAGCCCGGCCGAGAAGAAGAAUCCGGACAAGAACUGCAUCAUCUCUUGAGCGCGUCCUGCCCGUCACAGUAUUAGAGCGAUGGGUGGGGAGGGUGCAGGAACCGAUGAUGAUGUAAGCGAAUGCGCCAAACAGAAUUGUGUAAGGCUGUAAUUCCAGAACGGUACAGUUUUAAUAUUCCAGUGCACUCUACUGCCAAUGAGCUGCUGCUGGGUUAAUUAUGAAACCUUUUGCUUUUGAAGGUUUUGUAUUGCUCAUCGAUAAGACUCAGAAAUGUACUGCCCUCGAACCCCUUUAAAGAUAUUUUCGCAAACCGCGUGUGGCCUAGUGUUACGUUGUUCAAAGGCCAGUCGAUUCAUUUAUAAAUAUUAAAAUAAUGUCGUCUGAUCUAAAAACAAAUAUAAAAAAACUUUCCAAUAGUUUACCAAACUUUUCAAAAUCUUGACUAUCUGUGACAUGACUAUUAUACAGCACACAUAGUUCUAUAAAAGCCUCCGAUGUGAUUUACCCGAAAACGUUGUAUUGCAUUUAAAUGGUAUGUCAGAAGGUGAGUUCAAUUUGUGUGAAGAAAAUGUUCUAUGCACCUUUCGACUUGAAAGCUGCUCUGAUCAAACUAGUAAAUACAAAUGUUCAGUAGCGCUGUUAUAGAAUGCAUCGCAUAUUGUAAAACUUCUCAUAAUCAUUUAGUUUGUUUAAGUAAAAGAAAAAAAUCCCUUGCUUGCCUUUGGUAGUGAAGGUUCAGUCACAGGGGUGUAGCUUUCAGGUAAACAUCGCACUCAUCACAAAAAUGCAACUAUCAUUUUUAAUGUUGAUAUGCAUAUGUAUAUAACUUAGAUCCCCCGCAAUUCAGGGCUUGUUAAAAAAAAAAGAAAAACAACACACAUAUGUAUAUUAAAGAUUUUUUUUUGUGUGUGUUAGUAAUGAACUGAAAUUUUUAAUGAAAAGAAAACCUCUGGGAAGUAUUCUCAAAGUCUCUGGCUUUCCCCCUCUUUUUUUUUUUUCUUCUUCUUUUCUUCUCUGUACUUUGAAACAAGAUGUUUCCAAGAGUUCAAUGCCAUGAUUGAAAGUAAAAGAUUUAAAAACGGAUCCUGUAUAAGAGCAACACGGAUUCGGCAGUCUUUGUCGUGAGCUAUCCAACAAUACUUUGAUGUCCUGUGGUCAAGAGUGUACUUCUCUACUCUCGAACCGAGGGCCAGCCAAAAACACGUAUCAUGACUUCCAUCUGGUAGACUAAAACAAGCCCUGCCUGCAGUUUGCGUUCGUUAAAUCUUUAUUCUUUCCGAAUGGGGUUCCGAAAAUCACUAACGUAAGAAACGUCAAAGAUAUCUCUCACUAUAGUUAUGCUCAACGAGCGCCAUUUGAGGCACAGUCGCGAAAGCCCGCAGCUCUGCACCAACACCAACUCAACUCUUCGACGUCAAGCCACUUUGGUGGAGCUACUGUCGGCAUGGGGUGGCGCUGCUGUCGGCAUGGCGCAUGCGCAGAUGCUGCACAUCAGGCCAGCCUGGUUUCUGGGCACGCGCACCCCUGAUGUGGUCAGACGAUGGGGUUGUUUUCUGGAAUAUGAUGCUUUUGUUUUUAGCAUGAACAUUCGCGGAGAGGAGACGGUUUAUGAAGCGAAGUGCUCGCGUCUAAUCCUCCCCGUGGCGCUCCACUGACUUUUUGAUCGGGAAAGUAGCCUCGUUCCCCGAUAAUUGUGUGGCAGAACUUUGUUGAUAGUGUAAUUUGGCACGAUAUAAAAUGACCUCUCUCAGAGUUUUAUUUGUACCUGAUCACGUUUAUAAUAUAUGAGCACGCCUGAACUUGUCCCGCAUAUUCACAACUGUUUCAAAAUAAAAAUAAUUUAUAUGCAAAAAUAAACAAAAAAUUGCUCCCCUGUAAGAUGAAAACUUGCACGUCGUAUCGUAAGCACGAGCAUUUACGGAAGUAUUCAUAUAUUGGAUUAAUAAUUCGAGCUUUCUUUAAAGUAAUCAAGGAGCGAGGUUUGCAUUUCGCAAUAAAUGACGGUGGCUCUGCCUGUAACAUAUGCUGCACCGCUAUUUUUGUGUGAUGUCUCAAGGCACCUCUUUCCAGAUGCGAAUCGAGAGUACAUGUAAGGGGCCGACUAGAUGCAAUUGAACGAAACCUUUCCUAGUGCACACGCGCAGUUUUCGAUUGAUAAUGUAGAAAUAUACUAGAUGACUUUCUUUUUUAUCUUCUGCUUGAGAUUGUAAUAGUGUCUCAUAAGAAGCGUGUUUGACUGAAUGGAUACUCUGCCAAAGCUUCCGAAGUGUCAAGGGACGUCUACCUCAAGUCUUCGAGACGUCCUGUUCAUGUAUACUUCCAGUUUUGUUUAUAGUUUCGCUUUUUUUUUUCAUGAUGAUUUUUUUUAUUGUACAGCGGAUUUCUUUUGUUUUUGAAGGAGUCACGGAGAGA